Molecule: messenger RNA, 1418 nt
Organism: Girardinichthys multiradiatus
Lineage: Eukaryota; Metazoa; Chordata; Actinopteri; Cyprinodontiformes; Goodeidae
Product: claudin-8-like
Exons: 1
Coding region: 66-950 (294 amino acids)
Biological process (GO): bicellular tight junction assembly; cell adhesion
Cellular component (GO): bicellular tight junction; plasma membrane
Molecular function (GO): structural molecule activity
Source: RefSeq, a predicted model, not a curated record
ACUCACCUCCGGAGCUGUAAGAGAACAGCCAGAGAGUGCAUCUUUGGCUUUUGGUGCUUCCUGCGAUGGCCUCCUACACAGCCUACAGUGGCUAUACCAAGCCACCAAUGUCCUAUGCCGGGUCUUACUAUGACAAGAAUUUCCAGAAGCCGCCCCUGACCUACGCAGAUUACCAGGACUCUGUUUACGAGGAAAAACAAAGAGCUGACAAGAGGAAACGGCAUAAUGCACUCUGUUGUGAAGUUGUGGCCCUCAUCAUUGGUUUUGUUGGACUGAUAGGAGUGGCAGCGGUGACUGGCUUGCCCAUGUGGAAGGUAACAGCCUUCAUCGAAGAAAACAUCAUUGUGAUGGAAACUCGAUGGGAAGGUUUGUGGAUGAACUGCUUUAGACAAGCCAACAUAAGGAUGCAGUGUAAGGUGUACGAUUCCCUGCUAUACCUGCCACCAGAUCUCCAGGCAGCCAGAGGUCUGAUGUGCUGCUCUGUGGCUAUCACAACCAUUGCCCUGAUUGUUUCAGUGGUGGGAAUGAAAUGCACUAGGCUGGUGGAUAAUCGUGUUCGCACAAAACACGUCGUCCUUGUGGCUGGAGGAUGUCUCUUCCUCUUGGGCUGUGUAACUACCCUGAUCCCAGUGUCCUGGACUGCCCAUGUCAUCAUCAUGGACUUCUACAACCCACUGCUGAUUGACGCCCAACGGAGAGAACUUGGAGAGGCUCUGUACGUCGGCUGGGUGACUUCUGCUUUGCUUUUUACAGCCGGAGUGAUCCUGCUGUGCCGUCAUGCUCCCCGCACCAAUAACGAAGAGGAGAGAGUUAUGUACAACCUUGGAGGAAGUAUCUACCAACCUACAAACACAUACCAGCCGUACACAUACCAGCCAGCAUACAGCUACCAACCUGCAUACUCUGCACCCCCACCAGGAUCUGUGCUUUAUAAUCCGAAUCAGUACUAGGAGAUCUUUGGACUUGAGUUUUAAACCAGACAAUCCAGACAAAGACGGUGUAUAACUAUAAAAUCCCUACUUAUUACUUUAAAAAGCGGGGCAAGUGUAUUGCUGAGACUGAAAUUCAUCAUGUAUGUGAUUGUGUUUUGAUCAUGAGGAACUGUGGUGAAAUGUUUAGUUUGGUUUUAUUGCGCCUAUUGUGUGUGUGUUUUACAUCCUUAAUAGGAAUAAAGCAGAAAUGUGAUAAUAUCUAGGCCUUUACAGAAUAUACAGACAGGCUCUUUUAAGUUAAAAUUAUGCACUAGACUUUAUUCAUACCUGCACAUAUUUUCUGUUUACCUUUGAGAUUUUGUUGUGUAUAUAGCUUUUUUCAAAAAUGACACCUAAAAUUAAAUGUCAACAGUCAUAUACAAUUGAAAAGGGAGACAAAAGUUGUUUUGUAUGUUUUUCUUUAAUUAAAACUUCAUUUCUUCAAAA